Messenger RNA from Acanthosepion pharaonis, 465 nucleotides. Lineage: Eukaryota; Metazoa; Mollusca; Cephalopoda; Sepiida; Sepiidae. The record is from the annotation of a GenBank genome assembly.
AUGCAAGAUGACGUCUUAUCUACCCGAUCGGCUGGCUGCCCGUACAAUCCGACAUCACAACAGGCUUCUGAAAAUCUACAGCCUAUAUUGCUUAUUUUCUUUCUCAUUCGCUUGCUUGCUCUUUCUCUCAUGUUUGCUCUCUCCCACUCUCAUCACCCAGUUUUUUUUCAUUUGCACUCUUACACACACUCUCUUUCCCACUCACUCUCAUUCUUUAGCUCACUCUCAAUCACUCUCUUCCUUUCUAGUUUUCUCUCAUUUGAUAAUUUUACUCCCUUUCUUUCUCACUUGCUACUCCUGUCCACUCUCUUUUAUGCUUGCUCUCACUUUCUCCCGAUAGUUCUCUCUUAUGCACUCUCUUUCUCUCCCACAGUCACUUUUCCCCCCACCCACAUAUUCUCUCUCUUUCUCUCUCAAGUGACUGUUUCCCCUCCCCUUACAAAGCAUUAUGAGAGAGUAUGUUGA